Molecule: messenger RNA, 2555 nt
Organism: Pelagomonas calceolata
Lineage: Eukaryota; Pelagophyceae; Pelagomonadales; Pelagomonadaceae
Source: the annotation of a GenBank genome assembly
UCGUCUCACAAGCUGCACCUCGACGUCGUGUGAAAGCGGCUACAGAUCGACAUCGCUGCAGCAGAGCUCAUUUCAGGCAUUGAUACGCAGCUUUAGUCACACUUGCGCUGUGCGAGCCAAAGCGCUGCAACCGCUGCACGCCUUGCAAGCACCAUGGCCCCAGCAGCCUGGCUGCUGCUUGCCGCCGGCGCGAGCGCCCUCGUCGCGCCCGUGCGACGACGACGAGCCACGACGACGCCGCUGCAAGCGUCUACAGCCAGGGACGUCCUCUGGACGCCGAACGCGGACUACGUCACGACGACGGCCAUGGACCGCUUCCAACGGGCCAUGAACAUUGAGGGCACUUACGAGCAGCUCUGGGACUGGUCCGUGAGUGAACCGGACCAGUUCUGGACGCAGUUGCAGGACUUCCUGGACGUUGAGAGAGAAGGUAGCGAUACGCCAGCGAGAGAGGGAGAAACGAUGCCCGACGUGCAGUGGUUCCCUUCCUCAAAACUGAACUUCGCCGAGAAUUUGCUGCGGCACGGGAAAGGCCCAUUGGCGAAUGAAGAAGCGGUGAUCACGGUCUCCGAGGGCAUGGGCCGCAAGGCCUGGACCUUUGCUGAAUUAAGGCGAGACGCGGGCCGCGUCCAGCGCGCGUUGUCGAAGUUAGGAGUCAAUGAAAAGGAAUCUUGCGGCGCCUACAUCGCGAAUGUGGGCGAGGCUGUGGUCGCCAUGCUCGGCGCCACGGCGACGGGCGCGACGUGGACGUCGUGUUCGCCGGACUUUGGGGCGAGGGCCGUCGCGGACCGCUUCGGCCAGGUCGGUCCUAAGGUACUUUUUGCGUCGGACGGUGCGUGCGUCGGCGUCCCUUCGUUCGACGCCGGGGCGCGGUCGCGUCGAUGGCGUGCUGGCGCCACCGCGACGCCGUCGUAGAUCGGGCCCCAUCGAACCCUAAAACACGCAGGCUUCGUCAGCAUGGGCAAGAGCACGUCGACCAUCGACAAGGUCUCCGAGCUCGCCAAUUCAUUACCUUCGGUGGAAAGAGUUGUGGUCAUCUCCUCGUCUGGUAAAGAGUUCGACGCGUCCGAGUGGCCCGCAUCGAUACGAGACAAAGUGAUAGGCUGGGAGGCCUUCCUCGACGGCGGCGACGCGGACCCCGUCUUCACGCGCGUCCCCUUCAGCCACCCGCAGUUUGUACUUUAUAGUUCGGGCACGACGGGGAUGCCCAAAUCAAUCGCCCACGGCUGCGGGAACACGUUGUUGCAGCACGGCAAGGAGCUGGUCUUGCACGGCGAUCUCAGGGAGGGGGACAAGAUGCUGUUCUACACGUAUCUACCGGCGUCCGAGUAUCGUUCUGUGAAUCGAUCGGUGAGAGACCACACCUGGCGUCGCGUCGAUGGCGUGGAGGCCGCCGACGCGAGACUCACGCGCACCCGCGACGCAGGACCUGCGGCUGGAUGAUGUGGAACUGGAUGGCGUCGUCGCUCUUUGCGGGGGCCUCUAUUGUCUGCUUCGACGGCUUCGCGGCCUACCCGAAGCUCGACGCGCCCUGGUCCUUGGUUGAGUCAGAAGGCGUCACGCAUCUGGGCACCUCUCCUCGAUACUUCCAAGCGUGUCGAGCGCGUGUCACACCGAAAGAGUCGCACGACAUGAGCAAACUACGAGUCGUGUUCUCCACCGGAAGUCCACUCACGGACGAGGACUUCCGCUACGUCUACGCCAAGGUUAAAUCAGAUGUGAUGUUGGCAUCAAUCUCGGGAGGCACGGACAUCUGCUCGUGCUUCGCGCUCGGGAAUCCUACUUUACCUGUUAGGGUCGGGGAAUUGCAAGCGUUUGGAUUGGGCAUGGACGGCCGGGCCUUCGAUCGAGAUUCGGAGCAAUUCGUCGUGGGCGAGAAGGCGGAGCUCGUCUGCGCCACUCCCAUGGUCCCGGCGCCGGUCUGCUUCUACGGUGCGGUCGCGGCGUCCCCUUCACGCCGUCGCCGCGUGUCGCGACGGUAUCGGUCACACGCAGGCGACGACGACAACAAGUCACGGUACCGGGGCGCGUAUUUUGACGGCGCGCCGGGCGUCUGGUACCACGGCGACUUGGUGGAGGUUACGGGCUCUGUCGGGUCUGCCGGUGGUGUGGUGGUCCACGGCCGGUCAGACACGACGCUGAAGCCUGGAGGCGUGAGAAUAGGCACGGCCGAGGUCUACCGCUUCGCCGAGGAGCACCCCCUGGUUGAGGACUCUUUAGUUAUUGGAGAUCAAUUGAAAACAGGUAAACGGGCUGGGGACGUGCGCAUCGUGUUAUUCGUGAAAACGAAAGACGACAUCGAGCUCACAAAAGAGUUAGAAACGGAGAUCAAGAGGACGAUCAAGGAAGGGGCUUCGGACGCCCACGUGCCGGCGCUCCUGAAGCAGGUCAAGAAAAUUCCCUAUACUCGCUCCGGGAAGAAGGUCGAGUUGGCAGUCAAAGAUUUGAUUUCAGGCGUCGAGCCGAAGAACGUGGGAGCGCUCGUCGACGCGUCGGCGUUUGACGAAUAUCGAGAGAUGGCGCUCACGUGGAAGUCGUAAGGAUAGGUUUCGGUA